AUGGACCAAGGUGGCGUGCGUAUGAUUGGCUUGAGUGGGCGUGGGAGGCCAAGGACUGCCCCGCGGCUGGGUGACACGCCUGCGGAUCCCUUCGGAGUUGCGGGCGUCAAACUAUUGGAGCGGAAGAACCAACCCACGCCAGAGACGGUGGUGGUGGUGGCCCGGGACAGCGUUCGUCACUUGAGAUGCAGAAGCGCUAUUGAACCCCAACCAUCAGCUGUCCUGCUCUCCUCCAAUCAGCUGCAGGCUAUCAGGCGUGCUGCACAGCAGGUGAGCGAGGAGACGCGAGUAAGGAAGAUGGAGGAGGCGAAGGAGGCGGCGAGGAGAACCCUAGAGGAGAAGGAAGAGAGGAGGAGACAGCAUGAGAAGAUUGAGGCCAGACACCGUCGUAGGAGACAACUGGAUGAAAUCAAGUGCUUGGAAGAGUGGCCGCCCGGAGACCACCAGGCCAAGGAGACACUGGAGGAGGAUGACCGCCGGGGUCGUGAGGAACUGGAGAGGGAGGAGGAAGUGAAGGACUUGAGAAAGAUGGUGCUGGCCGCCAAGUGUCACGCCAUCAGAGAAGCUCAGAUCCUGGAGAAACAACACAUCAGGAAGCUGGAGAAGGAGGAGGAAGAGAGACAGGCGAUAAUGAUGGAGGAAGCGAGGGUGAAAGGACUGAAGGAAGAGAAGGAGAGGGAGAAAGCCAAACAGGAGGUGAAUCAGCUGGCCGCUGUUGCUCUGGCUAAACAGAUACAACAGUCAGAACUUCUCCGUUAUCAACAGUUCAGGGACAAGAAGAAGGAAGCAAACAAUGUGGCUAAGGAAGCAGAGAAAUACAACACUGAAAAGGAAUUAGAGAAGAGGAAAAAGAAGGAGAAGAUGAUGAAGGAAAAGAAGGAGGCGAGAAGGGUGAAGGAAGAGGCAGAAGUGAAGAAGGAGGAACUACUCAAGACAGAGAAACUCAGAGACGUCCAGAUGAUGAAGGAGAUGAAGGCACAGGAAGCAGUGAAGGAAGCAAGGCAGGAGGAGGAGGCGGCUGCGAGGAGGGCCAAGGAGGACCUCCAGCGGCUGUGGCUCAAUGACCAGGAGCGGAAGUUGGAGGAGCGCCGCAAGAGAGAUGAACUUAAACGACUCCGAGAACUGGAAAAGCUGGAACGUGAGUGGCGGACCAAGGAGCUGACGGAGGCGAGGGCAAAGGCCCAGAGAGAAGCUGAAGUGACCAAGGAACGGCGGCAGCAGGUGGAGGACCGGCAGAAGGCGAGGAUGGCGGUGGCGAUGAAGCAGAAGGAAGAGUUACUGAGGGUGACUGACCAUUGGAUGAUAACUGAGGAGAGAGAGAGGUCGGAGCACCAGCAUGCCAAGAAGGCUAAGGAAGACUACGAGUCAAGGAUCCGAGGCCAGAUCAAGGAACAGGAGGCGAGGAGGGCGAAGGAGGCUGAUAGACUACGCCAGGAAAAGGAGGAGGCGGCCCUGCAGAUCAAACUCAGACAAGCUGCCCUCACCAGACUCAAGCUGGACACCAUGCAGGAGCUCAGGAAAAUGGCCCUUCCAGAGCAACUAGUUCUGGACCUUGAGAAGAAACUCAACCUGAAAAAAAAUAAAAAUUAAACUUGUGAAAACUUCUAUGGUCCUCUAGUGAGUUUCAAACCCUCUUCACAAAGUAUUAAAACAUAAAAAUGUCCAAAGGAGGGUUACCAGACUGGUGCCUGCACUUUGGCAAUUCAGCUAUCCAGAAAGAUUAGACGCCCGCACCUGCCUAGCUUAUACUACAGACGGGCAAGGGGGGACCUAAUUGAGGGGUAUAAACAUCUCAAAGGGCACU
Molecule: messenger RNA, 1804 nt
Organism: Homarus americanus (American lobster)
Lineage: Eukaryota; Metazoa; Arthropoda; Malacostraca; Decapoda; Nephropidae
Product: cilia- and flagella-associated protein 45-like
Exons: 10
Coding region: 1-1590 (529 amino acids)
Source: RefSeq, a predicted model, not a curated record